Molecule: messenger RNA, 2178 nt
Organism: Mizuhopecten yessoensis (Yesso scallop)
Lineage: Eukaryota; Metazoa; Mollusca; Bivalvia; Pectinida; Pectinidae
Product: Golgi-associated PDZ and coiled-coil motif-containing protein-like
Exons: 9
Coding region: 63-1451 (462 amino acids)
Biological process (GO): negative regulation of protein localization to cell surface
Cellular component (GO): Golgi apparatus; membrane; trans-Golgi network transport vesicle
Molecular function (GO): transmembrane transporter binding
Source: RefSeq, a predicted model, not a curated record
GUCGCUUCAAGGAUAGUCGAUUUGAUUCCUAUAACGACGUUGAAUUUUAUUAGUUAGUGAAAAUGGCAGCCACUUUGUCAUUCCGCUGGCUGGAAAUUCUCGAAAAAGAAUUCGAUAAGUCAUUUGUAGAUUUGGAUUUACUACUUGGAGAGAUAGAUCCAGACCAAUGUGAACUCACAUUUGAAGGGCGACAAAAAAUGACAGCACUAAGUGCCGCUUUUGCUCAACUGUGUCACAAAGCACAAACCAUUUUUCAGUCAAAUGCCAAAAUAGAAGCACAACUGUUGGAUAUGAGGUCAGGCCUGGCCCAGAUUAAAGCCUCUAAGACAAUGCUGGAGGGUGAACUCGGUGAUGUUUUACUUCAGCUACACUCGUCACAGUUACAGAGACAGGCGGAGAAAGGAGUGGAAAUAGAUUCCUCAGUCAUCAAAAAGAAAGUGGAAGAAGAAAUGGAAAAGAGAAAAUCCAAAACAUCCAAUUUAGUCAUACUUGAAUCAGAGAUGACUGAACUUCGACGAGAAAAUGAUGAACUGCGACAGUAUGUGUUGGCACUGCAGGGAGAAGUGUAUGGGGCAAGGUUAGCUGCCAAGUACCUGGAUAAGGAGCUGGCUGGGAGAAUACAACAGAUUCAGCUACUAGGAAGAGAUAUGCGUGGAGCAGAGCAUGAUAAAUUAUGGAAUCAACUGGAAGCUGAAAUUCACCUCCAUCGCCACAAAACUGUGAUAAGGGCAUGUCGCGGAAGAUCUACACGCAAAAAGAAGCUCCCUGUCCCCGCAGGACAUGAUUUCCAAUCACUCAGGAAACAGCAUGGACUGGGAGAUGUUCGUAAGGUCGUUCUCAACAAAGGGGAGGAUGAUGGACUCGGCUUGUCUAUAACGGGAGGAAAGGAACAUGGAGUUCCUAUUCUGAUAUCUGAGAUCCACGAGGGACAGCCAGCAGAACGCUGUGAAUCUCUAUAUGUGGGAGAUGCCAUCUUAUCAGUGAAUCAAAUUGAUCUACGGAAUGCAAAGCAUGCUGAGGCAGUUCAAGUAUUGUCACAACAGCAAGGUGUCAUAGAGCUGGAGGUGAUGUUUGUUGCACCAGACGAGGACAGCGAGGAAGAAAAUAAUGAAUACGAUGAUGAAAAUGGCUUCCGUUACCGUAUCUAUGACGAGGAGGUGCUCAGCAGUGGAAGUGAGGUAGACCGACGGGAACAAAAGAUGCACCAGACGAUGUCAGCCUCAGCAUCAGCCGACGGUCAGCCAAUGUCACCAUCUACACCGAAAUCUCCCAUGUCAACAAACACUAGUCCAGGAAGGCCAACUUUAGAGAGCAAUUCUCCUCAAAAGAGCCCUAUACAUGAGAACGGACAACGUAGCCCGGAACAACUGCUAGUGGGCUCCCUACAGUCCAAUAACAUUCAGGGGGAGGGGUCAGGAGAGGCCCCAACAUUCAACAGUGACUAUCGAUAGGCCCUGAACAAGCAUAAUCAACUUUAAUUUAAUAUUAUGUGUUUAUAUUAUGUAUUCAAGAGGGAUCAAUCUUACUAUUAAUGGUAAAGCCAAGGUUUGUCUGAGGUUUAGAUCACCACGUUUCAACAAUAUGCUGAAGUUUAACAGUCAGACCUAGCUAUUAUGAGUUUAAACGCAUCAUUUAACCAAUAUUUGAAGUAAUUUAUUGGAAUCAAUUUUUUUUUAUGUGAAGUUUUUCGUAAUCUGUUAUCUCAUUUAACCAUGUUAUCUUUGCUUUUUUUAUGGUCUCAGCAGUUCAUGAUAACAAUUCUCUGCUCAUUUAAAAAAAUAUAUACUGGUACAUGUACAUCAUUUUCUGUAGAUCCUGACUGAACUGUACCAUACUCACUACAUAGGUGAGACCAAGUCUGCUUAUAAUUGGAAACAGAAUCAGAGCGAAGCUGUGGUCACAUGUCUUUUAUGUAUAAAGUUUGUUGUCACAAGUCCUAGGCUACAUUCGUGAAUACCAGUUGAAACGGUACGUGUGGCGCAGAAAUUGUCCACGAUAAACGAACGCACUUGGACCAUUCUAUAAGCAGAGCUAAAAAUGCAGUUUCGGAGAAUAAAAAACAAUGUAUCAAGAAUAUUGUGCCCUUCUCUCAAGCGUCCACCGAAUUACAUUAUGUAUCUACACGUGGCUUGACAUUGUUUUAGAAAGAAAUAACGCAAACUGGCAAUAGUCAGCAUU